GUAUAUAUUGGUGAACUUCCUCAGGAUUUUCUUCGCAUCACCCCAACACAACAGCAACAACAGAUCCAAAUGGAUGCUCAAGCAGCUCAACAAUUACAAUAUGGCGGCGCAAUGGGUACUGUUGGGAGACUGAGUAUCACUGUAGUGCAGGUAAUUUUGUAA
Molecule: messenger RNA, 162 nt
Organism: Sceloporus undulatus (fence lizard)
Lineage: Eukaryota; Metazoa; Chordata; Lepidosauria; Squamata; Phrynosomatidae
Product: toll-interacting protein-like
Exons: 1
Source: RefSeq, a predicted model, not a curated record